AUGGUUGCGCACCUGCUGGUGCCCACGUCGGGCACGACGGUGGUGGCCCUUUUGUGGCUCAAGGCCAUGGAAACGCUUCGCGACCGGGGCGUCCUCUCGGCCAAUGCGUGCCGCAAAUGGAUUCACGUCGGCACCGGGCCACUAUUUAUCCUGUGCUGGUUGGCGUUCCCGCAAGACGCUCAGGCGCGGUACUGGGCCGCGGUGGUGCCCGGCCUCAUCACCCUCCGCUUCGCCCUCCUCGGCUUGGGAGUGCUCAAGGACGAGAAGACGGUCAGAUCGCUGUCGCGAACGGGCGAUCGCACCGAACUACUCAAGGGUCCCUUGAUCUACGGAAUCAUAUUUGUGGUCUGUACGUGCGUGUACUGGCGAGACUCCUCCGUCGGCAUCUCCAUCCUCCUCAUCCUAUGCGCCGGCGAUGGGUUUGCUGAUCUGGCCGGACGCAAGUACGGUGGUGCGGCGCGACUGCCGCACAACCGGUCGAAGUCGUGGGCCGGCUCGUGCGCCUUCUUCGUCGCGUCGCUGGCCUUCCAGUGCGCCUACGCCCACCUGUUCCACGCCCAGGGCUGGCUGCGCGUCGGCCUGGCCCAGAGCCUGCCCACCAUCGUCGCCGUGACGCUCGUGUCGACGGUGGUCGAGUCCCUCCCGGUCAGCGACUGGGACAACCUCACGGUGUCCCUCGCCGCCUGGGGCUGCCACAAACUCCUGGGCAGCGUGUAG
Molecule: messenger RNA, 717 nt
Organism: Acanthamoeba castellanii str. Neff
Lineage: Eukaryota; Discosea; Longamoebia; Acanthamoebidae
Product: phytol kinase 2, putative
Exons: 5
Coding region: 1-717 (238 amino acids)
Molecular function (GO): kinase activity
Source: RefSeq, a predicted model, not a curated record